Prinia subflava (tawny-flanked prinia) is the source of this 4645-nucleotide messenger RNA. RefSeq names its product inositol hexakisphosphate kinase 3 (gene IP6K3). The record is from RefSeq and is a predicted model, not a curated record. Bases 756 to 2258 code for a protein of 500 amino acids. Lineage: Eukaryota; Metazoa; Chordata; Aves; Passeriformes; Cisticolidae. Gene Ontology annotation, molecular function: inositol hexakisphosphate kinase activity. Gene Ontology annotation, biological process: phosphatidylinositol phosphate biosynthetic process; inositol phosphate biosynthetic process. The transcript is spliced from 6 exons. Gene Ontology annotation, cellular component: cytoplasm; nucleus.
GAGAGUGGGCACCGUCCCCUCCUUGUCCUGGGCACUGCCCAGGCCGGGUGUUCCUUGUGAUUCCCUAAAAAACACAUGGAUCCUGGUUUUUGGGGGGUGCAGGGGGCUGGCAGAGGCUGACAGGAGCCCUUGGCACACGCUGGACAGGACACUGAGGCCUGGGGGGCACACGCUGUCCUUGAGUGGCUGCAGGGGACAGGGUGGCCCUGGCAGAAGCUCCCUGGGACUUUUCCAUUCCCCACAAGGCUCCCGAGCUCUGACGUGUCUCUGUUCCCCUUGGCACGGCCGGAGCUCCGGAUCCACUCAUCUCCUGCCCAGCUUUGGGCAAAUCCCGGCCUUCCCCCACUUUGCCCACACCUUUCCUUUGCCACACAGGGGGGUUUGGUGUCCCCCAGCCCCUGUCACCACCCUGUGCCUCUCCUCCCGCAUCUCCCCGGGCUGUUUUUCCCACUUUGGGAGCUCUGGGAAGCUCCAUCCCUCUCCCGGUGUCACCCCGCUCUGCAGGGAGGUGACAAACCCGGCGGGGGCCGAGCUGAGGGGGGAAUUCCGUGGAAAACAGAUGGACAAAUCCCUGGUUGUUUUCCCGGAGCGCCGAUUUCCCAACACAGCCGGAGCGCACGGCCGGCUCCUCUCGUCCCGUUCCCAGCCCUCGCACGCGGUCUCCGGUCCCUCCCAGGGUGGUUCUCCCGGGCACAGCCCCUCUGGAAUGUCAGCUGGACAUUCCGGGCUCCUGCCAGCGCCGACGCAGUCGGGCCAUGCCCAAGCGUCCCCUCAUUCCUCCCCGCGGAGCCGCAGCGAGAAGCAGCGAGAAACGCGGCACGGGCAGCGCGCCGAGGCUCCGCCGCAGCCCCCGGCGCACACCUGCAGCCACAGAUUUCAUUGGCGAAAGGCCAGCGUGGAGCAAAACCCAGUGUGGUGGAAACAGCAGAGCGGGUGAAAAGCGUCCUGGUGCUGCCCACGCCAGGCUGUGCUUCCCAGCUCCGUGUGCUGCUGCUGAAGGGUCUCGAGCCCCCCGAGCUGUCCCUGGCACCCCCAGGGCUGUCCCUGGCACCCCCAGAGCUGUCCCUGGCACCCCCAGGGCUGUCCCUGGCACCAUGGUGGGGCAGAGCCCGCUGGGCCCUGCCGAGGGCAGGGCUGCCGUGCUCCUGCAGCCCUUCGUGCACCAGGUGGGCGGCCACACCAGCAUGCUCACCUACGACGAGCACACGGUCUGCAAGCCCCUGGUGUCGCAGGAGCUGAGCUUCUACGAGUCCCUGCCGCUGGCCAUGAGGCAGUUCACGCCUCAGUACAAAGGUAUCGUGUCCGUGCACCUCAAGAAGGACAGCCUGGGCAACCUGACCCUGAUUGCCAGCCCCAGCCUGGGCCAGCCGGACAGCGCCGGCGGUGACGCCGCUGUCACCUUGUGGCACAAGUGCAAGUGGAGCCACACCCAGGUCACCAAGACCUUCAAAGACAGCUGCCCUGGGAAGAUGCUUUUGAGGACAGACCUUCAGUACCACACAGAUUCCCUUUUGGAAGAGGCCAAUGGGAAGCAGCCGGAAAGGAAGAGCUACAACCCCUGGGGGCUGCACUGUCACCGGCAGCACCUGAACCGCAUCUCCUCCAAGCACAACGAGAACAAACUUCAUCAGUUCCUCCUGCUGGAGAACGUGGUGUCCAAGUACAGCUUCCCCUGCAUCCUGGAUCUCAAGAUGGGCACUCGGCAGCACGGGGAUGACGCCUCGGAGGAGAAGAAAGCCCGGCACAUCAAGAAGUGUGAGCAGAGCACCUCGGCAUCGCUGGGCGUGCGCAUCUGCGGCAUGCAGGUUUACCAGGCAGACACGGGCCAGUUCCUGUGCAAAGACAAAUACUUUGGGAGGAGGCUGUCUCCGGAGGGAUUCCGGCAGACCCUGCGGCUGUUCCUGUGCAACGGGAAGCAGCUGCGGGCGGAGCUGCUGGAGCCCAUCGUGCUGCGCCUCAAGGCGCUGCUCGCCGUGAUCAGGAAACAAAGCUCCUACAGGUUCUACUCCAGCUCCCUCCUCAUCAUUUACGACGGGCAGGAGCACAAGGAGAGCGCGGAUCAUCGCCCGCCCUUCCCAAAAACUCACGGCACGAACCCCUCCAGGGUGGAUGUGAGGAUGAUAGACUUUGCCCACACCACCUUCAAAGGCUCCAAGAGCAACCCCAACCCCACCCCGCACGACGGGCCGGACCACGGCUACAUUUUCGGCCUGGAGAACCUAAUCAAAAUCCUUCAGAGCCUGUCGGAAGGGAAGUGAGGAUUUCUGUGAGACGGCCUGGAUUUCCUAGUGGCUGAUAGCCCUGAAAAUCCCGCCUGGGGUCAGCUGUGUGGGACCCUCCGGCCGCUGGAUGUGGCACGGAACGAGCACGGAUAAAUCGGGAAGUGCUGAAAACUCCCCGUGCGCCGUCAUUGGACUGAAGCGUGGAAAGCAGAGAGCUGGAGGAAUCUGCUCUCUCUGCCGUCCAGCAGAAGAUUUAUUUUCCUUUCUGGUUUUACUGCUGUCCUUGAUUUAUCUGUGAGCCAAAGAAAGCAUUACUAGGGAAGAGUCUUAAUGAUGAACCUGGAGCUGCUCGCGCCGCAGCCGAGCGGGAGGAGGGGGUUUGGGGCAGGAAUGAACUGAUGGAGCUUCCCUCUGGAGCUUCCCUUCCUGCUCCUGCUGAGGCGGGAGGGAAAAACACCCUCCAACAUUCCCAGUGCCCCUGGCCGGGAUUCUCUGUGUGCCUGUGCAGACCAAGAGCUGCACCUCGCCAAGCUUUAACAUCCCCGUGGGGUUAGAACAGGGAAAUUUCCACGGAUUUUCUAGGAAAGAGGCUCCAUUGGGGCUCGAAUAUAUAUAUAUAAAAUAUAUAAAGUCAAAAUAUAUGGGAAUGCGAUGACUCUGUCAGGUAUCAGCCACAAAAAACGUUCACAUCAAGGGAUUUUUGCUUAAAAAAAACCAAAACAACAAAUCAAGAAAAAAAAAGGAAAAGAAGUGUGAGUUUGAGUCAAGGACUGGAUGUCAAAAGUCACCCAGAAAUUCUUUGAUACAAAUACUGCGUGUGUGUAUGUGUGUGUUUGUGUGCGUGUGUGUGUGUGUUUGAAGGAGACAUUUACAAAAGACUCUAAAAAUAAUGUUUACAGCUUUUGUGGACAGAUUUUAUUAUUGUGACGGAACAAAUAUAAUUCCUUCCUGCAUGGUGUGGGAAAUCUUCUGAAGGAGUCCUUGCACAAGGAAUAGAGCUACAGAACUCCACUACCGGGGAGUGGGGAUAUAAAUAAAAUUGUGGAAGUAACUCCCACCCUUGUCCAUCUCUUUUUCCCUCCUGCAGCAGCCUUGAGGUACAUUAAGUACAUUGAGUAUGGGUUCAAGCCCAUAAUUUUUUAAGAGGUUUAAACACCAGAUCCCAAGGGAGACGCUUCACUUGGAUUUACAGCAGAAAGCUGGGGAGCUGCUGCAAUUUAGAGCUGGAAAAUUUAAGACAUCUGGCCCAGUUGUGUAUUUUGCUUGGCCUGGAGUCCACCUGGGAAGACUCUUGUUCAGAGUUGGGUUAUUGCUUGACCACAAACUGUAAAAAAAAAAAGCCUCAAACACCCAAUUUCAGCAGGGAUUGAGCCACGGAUUGUCCUGGCUCACGUCAGAAGGCUGUGAUAUGAGUUUGAGGCUUUGUGGAUGAGUUUGAGCAUUCUCAGGGUGCUCAGAAGGGCACGGGUGGGACAAGGGAUGGAUGAGGAGGGUCUGGGUGUGACACUACAACCAGAGCACCUCCUUGGGCAGCCCCUCACUCUUCGUUGCUGCACAGAAAACAACUUGCUGGCUGAAUAAUUAGAAAAAGCUGAAUUAGAAAAGUGUGCCCUCCCUUUUUAUCCCCCAUACACCUGCACAAUGUGGCUGCCCCAUCCCUGAGGGUGUCCAAGGCCAGGCUGGACAGGGCUUGGAUCAAUAUAGGAUAGUGGGAAGUGUCGCUGCCCAUGGCAGGGGGUGGGAUGAGAUGGGAUUUAAGGUCCCUUCAACUCAAACCACCGUAAAUCCUGUGAGGAGUGGCUGAGGGAGCUGGGAAGGGUCUGGAGCACCAGGAAUGGCUGAGGGAGCUGGGAAAAUGGGCUCAGCCUGGAGGAGGAUCAGGGGGAAUUUCUGGCUCUGCACAACUCCCUGACAGGAGGGGGCAGCCGGGGUGGGAAGGGUUCAGGCUCUGCUCCCAAGGGACACGGCAAGGGAAAAGGACCUCAAACUGAGAUUCAAACUGGAAUUUCCUCACGGAAAGGGCGCUCAGGCUUUGGAAGGGGCUGCCCGGGGCGCUGCUGGAGUCCCCAUCCCUGGAGGUGCGGCACUGGGCGCUCUGGGCCGGCCACAAGCCGGGGCUGAGGCGCGGUGCGGGACCCGCCGCCCCUGAGGGGAAUUUCCCCCUCAGCCAUUCCCGGGACCCGCCGCUCCCGAGGGGAUUUUCCCCCCUCAGCCAUUCCCGGGACCCGCCGCUCCUGAGGGGAAUUUCCCCCCCUUUAACCAUUCCCGGGACCCGCCGCUCCUGAGGGGAAUUUCCCCCUUUAGCCAUUCCCGGGACCCGCCGCUCCUGAGGGGAAUUUCCCCCUUUAGCCAUUCCCGGGACCCGCCGCUCCUGAGGGGAAUUUCCCCCCUCAGCCAUUCCCGGGACCCGCCGCUCCUGAGGG